Molecule: messenger RNA, 4266 nt
Organism: Aureobasidium pullulans EXF-150
Lineage: Eukaryota; Fungi; Ascomycota; Dothideomycetes; Dothideales; Saccotheciaceae
Product: TPR-like protein
Exons: 2
Coding region: 202-3894 (1230 amino acids)
Biological process (GO): regulation of DNA-templated transcription
Cellular component (GO): Cdc73/Paf1 complex
Molecular function (GO): RNA polymerase II complex binding
Source: RefSeq, a predicted model, not a curated record
CACCGACAUCCACGCCGACGUGCGCCUGCCUAUUUUUGUCUAUCUUUCUAUCGCCUCUUACUCAUCUCAGUCCGUUGUCGCCCGCUGGAAUCAAGCGCCCUUCCCCCGACUUGGAAGAACCUCUAUAUCGACAGUCGCGCCGAUCCAUGGACCAUUGAUUUCGGCGCAUUUACUAUUUCAUCCUCGCAACCACCUCUAGCCAUGGCUGUCACGCAGAACGGCUACGCAAACGGCCUUGAUGGCCACGACGACGAUGCUUCCACUGCUCUUGCCAGAUUCUCGCACAUCCCCGCCGCGCUCGAUGUACCUCUUUCAAGUGGAGAUGCCGAAGAGGCAGUCGAGGUCAAUCUCGAGGACUUGAUGGACGAUCCUACCGAGCUGUGUACUCUGCUUGAGAACGAGAAUGUCGCACGAGGUUACUGGAUGACCAUCGCUUUGGCCUACGCCAAGCAGCAAAAGAUCGACCACGCCAUCGACAUUGUCUCAAGGGGCCUCAGUUCUCUGUCGCGCAACGCAAAGCCCGAGGACAAGCUGUCGCUGUUGUCAUGUUUGUGUUGGUUGCGCUUGCAGCAGUGUAGAGAAGCUCCUCGCCUGAAGCCCGACUCCCAACUCGCCUCGGAAGCGCGCAACAAGGACUUCUACAUUCAACAGGCUACCGCCACUCUCAACGAGGCUUCGCGCAUCAGUCCCACAUACCCUCCUCUCUUCCUCGCCCGCGGUGUCCUCUACCUCCUGCGUGCCUCUCUACAACCUUCCAAAUCUUCAUCAUCCGCUCAAGAAUCAGAACGCCUUGAUACCCUCCGCCAGGCUGCAAAAUGCUUCGAAGACUCUCUGCGCGUCUCGCAAGGCCGCAACAUGAUGGCUAUCAUGGGCAAGGCCAGAGCUCUUUACUCCCUUGGCAAAUACCCCGAUGCUCUUCACAACUACCAGGCCGCUCUUGAGCGUGCCCCACAUCUUCAAGAUCCGGAUCCGAGAAUAGGAAUAGGCUGUUGUUUCUGGCAGCUUGGCCACAAGGAUGAAGCCCACAACGCAUGGCAACGUGCACUGGAUGUUAACCCUGAGUCAAAGAUCGCGAACAUCCUUCUCGGCCUGUACCAUCUCGACCAGAGCGCAAGGUUCCAGACCACUGAGCCCGAGUUCCAACAACACUACAAGAAGGCCAUGACCGAGUACACUCAGACCGCAUGGAAACUUGACAACAAGUUUCCCUUGACAUGCGCCACCUUCGGAAACUACUUUAUCCUCAGAAAGGCCUGGCCCACUGUCGAGCGUCUUGCUCGACAAGCUAUUGAAGCUACAGACGUCAACGCCAUCGCCAGUGAUGGAUGGUAUCUUAUGGCUCGCAAGGAGCACACCGAAGGAAAUGUCGCGAAGGCCACGGACUACUACAACAGAGCCGAUCAAGCCAGAGGUGGAGAUGAGAAGGGCUACUUGCCCGCCAAGUUUGGUGCUGCUCAACUCAAGAUUCUGUCAAAGGAUUGGGCCGGCGCAAAGUUCCGUCUCGAGAACAUUGUUCAGUCUAGCAAGAGUGCUGAAGCCAUGACUUUGCUUGGUCUGCUUUAUGCUGAGGAAGUCUAUUCCAACCAAAACGCUGGUGCCAAAGAGGACAAAUCAGCGGAGAUGAAGAAAGCCAUUGCUCUUCUUGAGGGUGUUCGCAACAGCUGGAAGGACCCAAAGAAAAAGACAACUCCCGACUCAUACGUUCUUCUCAACCUUGCCAGACUCUACGAGAUUGAGAACCCCGAGAGAAGUCUGCAAUGCCUUCAGCAGGUCGAGCAGAUGGAGAUGGAUGACAUAGAUGAGGAUGAUCGUCCUGACAUCAAGGACGAAGCCGAGUUGAAGGUUGCUCUCCGUGAGAUGGUCCCGCCACAGCUCUUAAACAACAUGGCUGCUUUCCACUUCCAAGCCGAACGUUUCAGUCAAGCCAGAGACUUGUUCCAGACUGCUCUCAAUGCUUGUGUCAAGGCUGGUGCAAAGGACAGUGAACUCGACACCGACUCUCUUGUGACCUCGAUCAGUUACAACUUGGCCAGAACUUACGAGGCUGAGAACAUGCUUGACGAGGCUAACCAAGUCUAUCAAGGCCUGCUUGAGCGUCACCCCGACUAUACCGAUGCAAGGAUCAGACUUGCAUACAUUGCGCUCCGCGAGAACCCCUCAGAAGGUGCUCAAGCGGUUAAGAAGUUGCUCGAGUCGGAACCAGGAAAUCUCGACAUUCGCGCGCUCUACGGUCAUUACAUUCACAAGGCAAAGAAGCGAACAAUGAACCCUGCUGAGGAUCAAGAGCAGAGGCAUUACAAGCACACUCUUCAACAUCAUGACAAGCACGACAGAUACUCACUGACCGGUAUGGGCAACCUCUUCCUGCAAGUUGCACGAGAGAUGCGCAGAGAUACCGAUCAAGACAAAGAGAAGCGCACAAAGACUUAUGUCAGAGCCAUCGAGUUCUUUGACAAGGCUUUGCAGCUCGACCCUCGCAACGCCUAUGCUGCUCAGGGUAUUGCUAUUGCUCUGAUCGAAGACAAGAAAGACUAUGGAACAGCGAUCCAAGUCUUCAGCAAAGUUCGUGAAACCCUGAAAGAUACCAGCGUCUUCAUCAACAUGGGCCAUGCCUUUGUCGAAGUCAAGCAAUUCGCCCGUGCGAUCGAGAAUUACGAGGCUGCACUUGCCAAGGACCGCACACAUGAUCCCAGUAUCCUCGCUUGUCUGGGUCGUGUUUGGUUAAUGAAGGGCAAGCAGGAGAGGAGUCUGCAGGCUAUCAAGACAGCACUUGAGUUCUCAAACCGUGCACUGGAAUCAUCACCCGAACAACUUCACUUCAAGUUCAAUGUUGCAUUCGUGCAAAUCCAGAUCGCUCAACUCAUUUAUACCCUGCCGGAAGCCACAAGAACACUCGUUGAUCUUGAAGCUGCUGCCAAUGGCCUUGACGAAGCUAUUGAAAGCCUUAUGGCUAUUGCUCGCUCACCUAACCCACCUUUCCCCAAAAACGACAUCGAACAGCGUGCCAGCAUGGGAAGAAAUACAAUGCGCAAGCAGUUGGAUCGUGCCUUACAGAGCCAACGCGACUUCGAACAGAAGAACGCAUCCAGACUGGAACAAGCUCGUCAAACCCGUGAGGCUGAAAUUAAGAAGCGCCAAGACGAGAAACGAGCACUGGAAGAGGCAGAGGAAGAGCGUAGGAGGAAGAUCGUUGAAGAGAGACAACGCAUGCAAGAGCAAGACCGCGAAAUCACUCAACAGAAGAUUGAAGAAGAAGCUGAGCGCAAGGCCCGUGAAGAAGCGGACUACACUACGGAUGAGGAAACUGGUGGUCGCAAGAAGAGAGAAAAGAGGCCCAAGGGCAGCAAAAAGAAGAAGAAGGGCAACGACAGUGAUUCAGACAUCAUCAACGAUGAGGAUGAGGGAUCUGACGCUGAUGGCAAUGCCGAAUUUGGCGGAAAAGAGAAGCGUCAAAAGUCAAAACGCCGCAGUACCUCGGCUGCUUCUGACGACGAAGACGGCGAGAAGCCCAAGAAGAAGAAGCGCAGAAAGCUUGAGAGAAAGGGCAAAGCUGCCGAGCCCAAGGGCAAGUUCAAGAGCUCUGAGAUGGUCGGAGACAGCGACAGCGACGAUGAUGCCGUUGCUACUCAGAACGAAAACUCAGCACUCGCCGAGAAGAUCAACGAUGAGGAUGACGCUCAAAAGGAAGCUCGAGGAGACGGCGGGGAUGAGUCCAUGGCAGAGGGAGGUGACGAAGAGGACACCGUUGUUGAAAGGCGGAGAAAGAAGCCUGCUCGUGUGAUCGACGACGAGGACGAGGACGAGGACGAUACACCGGCUGCCACUGGCGGUGAUGUCUCUAUGGUCGACGAGACAGUCUCCGCAGCUGGCAACGAGAACGCCCCAGACUCAUAGGUAUCUUCUUUUGUACAACACACGUAGCUAUCAUCUCUUUCAGGGAGGACGGGCGUUCACAAUUGGCAUUUCCUUUGAUGACAUAUCCUCACCAGGGCCAUUUUUUUGGGCAAGUCAAAAAGCGUUGCUGGAUUUACGUUUGGGCAUCAGCUCCCCCUUGCCAAAGAUAGAAGGAAGAAAUAAUCAUAACAUUGUUUCAAUGAAUUAAGGUGUGGUGCCUGAGAAACGCUUGAGAUGGUUCGAGCAGCACAAGUCGGGGAAGGUUUCUUGGGAGCUCCACAGGUUGGUAGCUACUUCCCCAUCUGUCACCUUGUGACUUGCUAACAGAUUAUAACUCUGUCACAGCUCGAUCAUCGCAGCAUCUUCCAACGC